Messenger RNA from Cuscuta campestris, 1479 nucleotides. The record is from the annotation of a GenBank genome assembly. Lineage: Eukaryota; Viridiplantae; Streptophyta; Magnoliopsida; Solanales; Convolvulaceae.
CUGUCACAAGGCCCAAUUGCCAAAAUCGCCACCUACAAGAACGACGGUUCUGAGAGGGUUAGGGUUUGAGUGAUACCCGAGGAUGGCGAACCGUACGGACCCUACGGCGAAGAACAUCCACGGGACGAAUCCGCAGAAUCUGGUGGAGAAGAUAUUGCGCGCUAAGAUUUAUCAGAACACCUACUGGAAAGGGGAAUGCUUCGGUCUGACGGCAGAGACGCUGGUGGACAAGGCAAUGGAGCUCAAUCACGUCGGCGGGACCUUCGGCGGCAACCGUAAGCCCGUCCCGUUCAUGUGCCUCGUCAUGAAGAUGCUCCAGAUCCAGCCGGAGAAGGACAUUGUUGUCGAAUUCAUUAAGAACGAGGAUUACAAGUACGUUCGUGUCCUCGGCGCUUUUUACUUGCGUCUCACCGGAACCGAUGUGGAUAUCUAUCGCUACCUUGAGCCCCUCUACAACGAUUAUCGUAAGCUGAGGCUCAGAUCAGCUGAUGGAAAGUUUACUUUAAGUCAUGUGGAUGAGUUUAUCGACGAGCUGCUGACUAAAGAUUACUCUUGUGAUAUUGCACUUCCUAGGAUUAAGAAAAGAUGGACCCUUGAAUCUCUUAGUCAACUGGAACCCCGUCGAAGUGCUUUGGAGGAUGACUUUGAAGAGGAGGAAGAAAAGGAUGAGGAGGAACAGUUAACUACUGGUUUAGAUGAUGAGCAUGACAAGGAUUAUUAUCAUGGACACAGUCCUUCAAGGGAGAGAGAUAGGGACAGGAGACGAGAUAGGGAUAGUUACCGGCACAGGGACCGUGACUACGAAAGAGAACGAGAUUAUGAUAGAGAUUAUGACAGGGAUCGUGACUAUGAUAGGGACCGGGGUAGAGGACGUGACCGGGACAGGGACAGGGAAAGGGAACGCCAUCGGUUGAGAGAAGACAAAGACUAUGGCCGUGACCGGGACCGGGACCGGGACCGGGAAAGGGACAGUAGGCGUGAUCGUGGCCGUAGAAGAAGCCGUUCUAGAAGCCAAGACCGGAAAGAGCGCGACGAUGAACGCCGGAAGAGGCACACCCGCAGCAGUGUGAGCCCCACCGCGGACGAACCCAAGAAAAAGAAAGAGAAGAAGGAGAAGAAAGAGGAUGGAACCGACCAUCCAGAUCCCGAGAUUGCCGAAGCCAAUCGAAUAAGGGCAUCUCUUGGGCUCAAACCUUUGAAGUAGCAAAUCAAUGGCUUAAGUUACAAAUAGUAUUGUUUUUGUUGCCUUGCAAGCUUUUGUGCAUGGACUGAUGUUCUCAAAAAAAGACUUUGUAAACUUGGUUCAAUUUUCUUGUAAGUAUCCUUUAAUUGUUCAUUUUUUUCUCCCCAAAGGAUUAAAUUUUACUGUGGUGUAUGAUAUAUGAGAUAUUUUACUUUCAAAACCUUGCUAAAAUAUUGUCAUUUGAGAUAUUUACUUGCAAAAACUUAAUCCACCAAAAAGAAAUUACGGAUUAUAUU